This is a messenger RNA of Parus major (Great Tit), 2910 nucleotides long. It is a transcript of the gene HAP1, whose product is annotated as huntingtin associated protein 1. The record is from RefSeq and is a predicted model, not a curated record. Gene Ontology annotation, molecular function: signaling receptor binding. NCBI's taxonomy places the organism in Eukaryota, Metazoa, Chordata, Aves, Passeriformes, Paridae. Gene Ontology annotation, cellular component: dendrite. The coding region runs from base 89 to 2281 and encodes 730 amino acids. The transcript is spliced from 15 exons. Gene Ontology annotation, biological process: anterograde axonal transport of mitochondrion; neurotrophin TRK receptor signaling pathway; neurogenesis.
GCGGCCGCAGCGGCUCCGCUCAGCGUGGCGGGGCUGGGCACGGCUGGGUGGGCACAGCGGGCCGGGCGGCUGCGGUGGGCUCGGCACGAUGGAGAUCUGGAGCAGCCCCACCGCCUACGAUGAGUUGAACGGGAACGCGGAGCGCGGCGGCGGCGCGGACCCCAUCGCCCGGGAGCUGGAGGAAGUCCUGUGUGCUGAGCGGGUGGUCAGGAUCACGAAGACCUACCACGAUAUUGAUGCUGUCACCAACCUGCUGGAUGAGAAAGAGAGGGACCUGGAGUUAGCAGCACGCAUUGGGCAGUCCCUGUUGAAGCAGAACCGGAGCCUGACUGAGCACAAUGAGCUCCUGGAGGAGCAGCUGGAAUUGGCCAAAGAGGAGAUCGCGCAGCUGCGCCACGAGGUCUCCAUGCGGGAUGACCUUCUCCACUUCUACACCACCACAACGGAGGAGAGCGAGCCCACCACCACCACCUCCACACCGCUGCGCAGGCACGAGUCCUCACUGUCCUUGCAGCAGUACUUCCAGUACGACACCUUGCAGCAGAAACUCAAGUGCUUGGAGGAGGAGAACCAGAAGCUCCGGAUGGAGGCCACCAACAUCGCCACAGAGACUUGUCAGUACGAGGACCAGGAGCAGCAGCUGAUGAUCGACUGCGUGGAGCAGUUUUCCGAAGCCAGCCAGCAGGUCGUUCAUCUGUCGGAGGAGCUGGCGCGCAGGGCGGAGGACGCGGCACGGCAGCAGGAGGAGAUCAGCCAGCUCCUGGCGCAGGUCGCGGACCUGCAGCAGAAAUGUCGCACGUACGGCUCAGAGGUGGAGGAGCUCCAGCAGCACCUGACCGCGGCCAAGGAGGUGCAGCAGCAGCUCCGGAUGGAGCUGCGGGAUCUGCAGGAGAAGUACGCGGAGUGCGGCGGGAUGCUGCAGGAGGCUCAGGAGGAGGUGAAGAGCCUGCGGAGCCGCAGCCUGCCCAACAGCACCGUGAGCCGCUACAGCUCAGCCAGCCUCCUGCCCGUGGACUCGCUGGCGGCUGAGAUCAAGGGGAUGAUGAGGAAGAGGACAGACAGCUCCUCCUCAGACUACAAGAGCUACCAGCGCGUCUUCGAGACGGUGAAAGCCGUGAACCAGGCAGCCAAAGCCAAGUCUUGCUCUGAGUCUCCCCACCAUGUUCCAGGCUCCAAGCAGUUGUCUGCUGCCCAUUCUGGGGGGGCCAGCACCCCCCACACCAGCUGUGCCGGCUCGGAGGAUGCCCAGGCCGAGGGGGCCGGCGAGGAGUCCCGGGCAGCCCCGGGCCGGCAGGACCUGGAGGCGGCCGUGCAGAGGCUGUCGCUGCGGCAGCAGAGCCACGUCUCCGAGGAGCCCUCCUUCUUCGAGGCCGAACGGGAACGCAAACUCUGGCGGCUGAGAGAUGGGGCGAGCUCCAGUGGCUUCCUCACCCCCGAGGGCAGCGUCGUCUCUACUGGGACCAACUACUCGGGGGGCUCGGACCUCACCGCCGGCUCCAGCUUCUCACUCGGCUCCCUCACCUACUUACCCGACAAACUGCAGAUCGUGAAGCCGCUGGAAGGCUCUGUGACACUCCACCACUGGCAGCAGCUGGCACAGCCCAACCUGGGUGGGAUCCUGGUGCCCCGUCCCGGGGUGCUCACCAAAGACUUCAGGCAGCUGGACACAGACCUGGAGGAGGUGUACAGCCUCAAUGACCUGGAGGAGGAUGAUGUGGACACCAGCUCCUUCCAGCUGCUCCCUACCUCAACACCCGCCAAAGCCAAGGAGCGCCCCAGGGUGUUCCUCUCUGUUAACAACCUCCCCCAGACCCAGUCUACCUUCACCAUCACCACCUGCCACAUCCUCCACCCCACCACUGCGAUCACCACAGUGACACCCAGUCUGUAUCAUGCCGUCGUGCCUUCUUGUGGGCCCUUUGAGGGGCUGAGCCUCAGCAGCCCCUCACCAGAGCAGACUCCCCCCACACUGGCGCUUGGUCCUGGACCCCCGAGCACCCCCAUGGGACUCUUCAGGCUCUUGCUGGGGCGAGAUUCCCGCUUGGCACCAUGGACUGGAUCACGGUGGGCCCCCUCACUCCACUGCCAGGACCCUCAGCAUUCUGAGUCACAGCCCCCCCGUGUGCCCAGGGGCCAGGACAGACCCCGACCCAGGAGCAGCAUCUUCAGCUGGAACCUGGUGGAGAAGUUGCAGCGCCUUGGGCUGGACAAGGUGGUGGCCAGAGGGGAGAUGUCCUGUGCCCAGCCAGGGCCCAGAGGGGCCUGGGGCACCCAGAAGUGAUGCUGCUGCAGAGCCCCCAGGCUCAGAGUGAGACACAUCCUCUUCCUCACCCAUCCAUGGGGAAAUGGAGACAGGACAAGCUUCAGCCUCAGCUCCUGGCGCUGCCCCAGCUCCAUCAGCGCUCCUGGCACCAGCCUGGGGAGCUUUGCCCCGGCUGCAAGGACAGAACCUGGCACAGCUCCCCACCUGUGGGGGGUACAGGGGGUGCUGGCUGACCCUGCCCCUGCUGGAGGAGUGUGGACCCUUCACAGGAGCCAGUUUCUGGCAAUAAAAACUGUUCCUGCUUCUGCUGAGCCUGUCUGCAGAGCGAGAGGCAGCGCGGCCCGUUUGGGGCUGUCCAGAUGCUGCAGAGAAGGGCGAUGCUCAGUCUGGGCUCGGGUGUGUCCUGGGGCAACCCACUGGGGCUGGGGGGAGACCCCUGCACCCUGGGCUGGGCCCCUGGCCAGCACCUGGACUGGACUGGCUUUUAAAGGGAAUGGUGGUUUAACUCUUUCCUGCCCACUGAAUAGCAAUAGUAGCAGCACCCACAGCUUGGGAUGUUUCUGGGGGUGCAUCUGUUGCUCCUCCCAGCUGUGUCCCUCUCUCCAAGCUGUGCCCCAUCCCCUGGCAAAUAAAUGUGAAUUCACGGA